GCUGUCAUGUCUGAAAAAGAGUUUGGAGAAGAUCAGCCAGUGGGACAUCAAGACAUGGAGUCCAUCAGGAAAGAAACUCUUAGAGGAGAUGGACACUAGAAACACGUCAACUGUCUCUGACCCUCGUGCUAAAGACCUCCAUGAGACACACAGACAGGCUGUGUCUGAAUCCACAAGAACUCUGGGGCUCAGGCUUGUCCUGGAGAUCUACACACCACAGCUGUGGGCUUUGAGACUCGAUACACAGAGUUGGUGGCCAUUGAACAGGACCCUAGAAACCAUAAGGUGACUAAACAUGAACUUGUGAAGACUGGGAGGAUCCAUGAAGAGCUCAUGAAGAAAGGAGCAGCAGAGAAAUGUGAGCGAAUCUGGAUUGAGCAGCUGUUUAGGAAAAGUCCUGUAAGUGUAAAUCCAGUCAACAUCAUAGUGGUCAGUGGGAUCGCCGGAAUAGGGAAGACCACCAUGAUUCAGAAGAUCAUGUAUGACUGGGCCAGAGGCACUCAGUACCAAAGGUUUGCAUUUGUGUUCUUGUUUAAAUUCAGGGAGCUCAACCUCCUGGACAAUGAGCCACAGAUGUCUCUGACUGCACUGAUUGAAUGGCACUAUAAACAUCUCACUCAUGACAAACUAAUAGAAAUCCUGCAGAAACCUGAAUCUCUGCUCUUUAUACUCGAUGGACUGGAGGAAUACAAACACAAACUGGACUUCACACACAGUCAGCUCUGCUCAGACCCAGAUGUUGAGGUGCCUGUACACAUCCUGGUCACCAGUCUGGUCAGUCAGACAUUACUGAAGGGCUGCUCAGUCCUGAUAACAAGCAGACCAACAGCCCUGGAAGCCAUGGACAUGAAAAUAGUCGAUCAGUUUGUAGAGAUCCUGGGGUUCUUCCUUGAUCAAAGGCUGAUGUACUGUAAGAAUUUCUUUGUUGACACUGCUCUGGCUGCUGAGGCUUUUCAGUAUGUCAAGAAGAACACCAUCCUGUACUCAAUGUGCUUCAUCCCCUCGUACUGCUGGAUGAUCUGCUCUGUGUUGAAGAGACACUUCAUGACACCCGAAAAAGCCAAAAGUGAAGCUCUGCAAGUAGGUCAGUGGCUCUGUGAGACUCAGAAUAAGGUGUUAAUUAGAGAGAUCAUUGGACAGGAUUUAAAGAUGAACUUUAGAAGCCCCACGUUAUCUGAUGUGGACUGUGCUGUGCUGACCGCUGUCAUCAGCUGCUGUGGAGAACUUAAAGAACUUAACCUGUCAGGCACACCUCUGACCACCGAGUGCAUCAAGAUACUGGAGCCGGGGCUCAGCUGCUGCAGUAAAGUCUGGCUCCAGUCAUGUGAUCUCACCUCCACUUGUUGCUCAGCUCUCUCCUCAGCUCUCUCUGCUCCAAACUCACGGCUAACUGAACUGUCACUGAGUAAGCACAAUAAUAUAGAGGACUCAGGAGUGGAGCAGCUGUGCGAGGGGCUCAGGAGUCCAAACUGUAAACUGGAGACACUGGGGUUGUGGUCUUGUGGUCUCACCUCGGCCUGCUGCUCAGCUCUCUCCUCGGUCCUCUUGUCUCCAAACUCACGGCUGACAUAUCUGAACCUGUACAACAACAACCUGGGAGAUUCAGGGGCUCGUCAGCUGAGUGAGGGGCUCAGGAGUGACAACUGUAAAUUAACAAACCUGUGGCUAUUUGGUAAUGAGAUCAGUGAGAGUGAGAAGAGCAACCUGAAGUCACUACAGGAGCAGCUGAGGAGAUCUGGACGUCACCUGACUAUCAACAUAUGAGUAGACCCCUGCAGUGGUGAUCAGAUCGACCCCCUGUCAGUGAUGGAGCCCCCCAUCCACUUACCCCUAAAUUCUCUUCUUUCUUCUUUUUAUUCUCCUCUCUGCUCUGCUAAUUUAAUAAAGUCUUAAUGUCCCCUCA
Molecule: messenger RNA, 1903 nt
Organism: Polypterus senegalus (gray bichir)
Lineage: Eukaryota; Metazoa; Chordata; Cladistia; Polypteriformes; Polypteridae
Product: NACHT, LRR and PYD domains-containing protein 3-like
Exons: 6
Coding region: 334-1764 (476 amino acids)
Biological process (GO): positive regulation of inflammatory response
Cellular component (GO): cytoplasm
Molecular function (GO): protein binding
Source: RefSeq, a predicted model, not a curated record